GGCUGGAACGCUGGCUGCGGGGGACCCAGGAGCCGACCGUCUGGAGCCGAGGACGUCCACCGGGAUCGCCAAGCAGGAUGGCUUUGGGGAUCUUUGCAAAUUGUACGUUCUGCUUGAAAGUCAAACACUUACCUCGUCAAGAGAAGAAGAAGCUGCAGGCUGAUAUCAAGGAGAAUGGAGGAAACUUUUCAUUUUUAUUAAAUCCUCAGUGCACACAUGUGAUCUUAGACAAUGCUGACGUCCUGAGUCGGUAUCAGCUGAGCUCCAUCCAGAAGAAUGAUGUCCAGAUUGCAAGCCCAGAUUUCAUAUGGGACUCCAUCAAGCAGAGGAGACUCCUGGAUGUGAAGAACUAUGAUCCCAAGUUACUGGCUGUCGUGUCCCCUCCAGAUGACAAGAGCUGUGUUGGUGAGGUUAUCAUGUCCCCUCCAGAUGACAAGAGCUGUGUUGAGGUGGAAACAGAAGAUGUGUCUUUGGACAACACACCAGAGAAUGAAAACACUGACGUCACCCAGGUUUCUGUGGAAAACGUCAAAAUUCCUCAUUUUCUUCAAGACUUUGAAGUUGUAAAGUAUAACGUCUUGGAAAAAGUGGGAGCGGACAGAGGCCAGGAGACUGUGGUAGUAGAGCUGCAGUCUUCCCAGGGCCCCGGGGGCUGCCCCUUUGUGAUAUCAGCGCACUUCCUCCUGGCUGACAGCGCGCAGACGAGAAGAGAGAGCACCGGAAAGCAGACCUCUGAAGGCGCCAGUGAAUAUUAUGACCACUAUAUUGAAGACCUGAAGAGACAAGGAUUUCUGCUCCAAGAGCGCUUCACAGCAGAAGCAACACAAUUAGCAUCUGAAAAGCUGCAAGCAUUGCUUUUGGAGGAGGUCAUAAGUUCAGGCGCUUUGAGCCAGGAGGUGAGCGCUUUGGUGGAGAUGAUCUGGGCAGAAGCUCUGGGGCACCUGGAGCACACACUUCUCAAGCCAGUGAACAGCAUAAGCCUGAAUGACGUGAGUAAAGCAGAGGGGGUUCUCCUUCUCAUAAAAACAGCACUGAAGAAUGGAGAACCAGCAGAGCAACUGCAGAAGACGAUGGCCGAUUUCUACCGACUGAUUCCUCACAAACACCCGGCAUCCGAAGAAGUUAACCUGAGGUUGUUAGCUCAGAAAGAGGACCUUUGUCAGCUAGUGAGAGACAUGGUGAAUGUUUGUGAAACUCAUCUAUCCAAACCCAACCCGCCGUCUCUUGCCAAGUACCGAGCCUUGAGAUGCAAAAUCGAACAUGUUGAACAGAACACUGAGGAAUUUUCCAGGGUUAGAAGAGAAGUGUUGCAGAGUAAUCACGGUGAGAGUCCAGGAGAUGUCUUGCAGAUAUUUAGAGUUGGCAGAGUGAACGAAGCCACAGAGUUUUUGAGCAAACUGGGCAACGUACGGUCCUUAUUCCAUGGAUCUUCCGUGCGGAACAUUCUUGGAAUCUUGUCCCGAGGACUGCUUUUACCUAAAGUAGCCGAAGACCGUGGUGUGCAAAGAACAGACCCUGGAAAUCUGGGAAGCGGCAUUUACUUCAGUGACUCACUCAGUACAAGCAUUAAGUACUCACAUGCGGGAGAGACAGAUGGCUCCAGACUCCUGGUUGUCUGUGAUGUUGCCCUGGGAAAGUGUAUGGACUUAUUCAAGAAGGACUUUUCUUUAACCAAGGCACCUCCGGGCUAUGACAGUGUGCAUGGAGUUUCGAAAACAGCCUCUGUCCCCACAGACUUUGAGGAUGAUGAAUUUGUUGUUUAUAAAACCAGUCAAGUUAAAAUGAAAUACAUUGUUAAAUUUCGCAUUCCUGGAGACCAAAUAAAGGACUUCCAUCCUGAUGAAAAUACUGAAUUAGAGGAACACAGAGCUGAGCCUUCAAAUGUUUCAAAGGUUGAAGAUUUCCAGUUACCAGACGUCAAGCCCCUCACCAACGUCAAAGCUGGCCUUCAGGACAAAUCUGCGAACUCUGUCCCUCUUGACAGUGUUCACAUCAGGGGAAGAAUAAUAGACUUUGUAGCCCAGAUCAUUGUUUUUCAGACAUACACAAAUCAAAGUCACGUGCCUAUCGAGGCAAAAUAUAUCUUCCCUUUGGAUGAUAAGGCAGCUGUGUGUGGCUUCGAGGCAUUCAUCAAUGGGAAGCACAUAGUAGGAGAGAUAAAAGAGAAGGAAGAAGCCCAGCAGAAAUACCGAGAGGCUGUCAGCCAAGGCCAUGGUGCUUACUUGAUGGACCAGGACACUCCGGAUGUUUUCACUGUCAGCGUUGGAAACCUUCCCCCUCGGGCUAAGGUCCUCAUCAAAAUCACCUACAUCACAGAACUCACCUUCGAAAGCCCUGUGGCUGUCUUCUUCAUGCCUGCCACCGUAGCACCCUGGCAACGGGACAAGGCUUUGAAUGAGAACCUUCAGGAUACAGUGGAGAAGGUCUGUAUAAAGGAAAUAGGAAAGAAGCAAAGCUUCUCCCUGGCUAUGUCCAUCGAGAUGCCCUACAAGAUUGAAUUCAUCUCCAGUGACACACACGAACUGAGACAGAAGAGCACCGAUUGCAAAGCUGUGAUUAGCACUGAGGAAGGCUGCUCCUUAGACAGCUUUGGAUUUUCUCUUCACAUUGUUCUGCGUGAUGCGUAUCUCCCAAGAAUGUGGGUUGAAAAACAUCCAGAAAAAGAAAGUGAGGCUUGCAUGCUUGUCUUUCAGCCGGAUGUGGCGGCCACCCUUCCUGACCUCCGUGCAAAGAAUGAAGUGAUUAUUUGUCUCGACUGUUCCAAUUCCAUGGAGGGUGUGACAUUCAUGCAAGCCAAGCAAGUUGCCCUGUAUGCUCUGUCUCUGGUGGGUGAGAAGCAAAAAGUGAACAUUAUGCAGUUUGGCACAGGUUACAAGGAGCUAUUUUCCUAUCCUAAGUACAUUACAGACAAUAAAGUGGCCACAGAGUUCGUUAUGUCUGCAGCAUCCGCCAUGGGGAACACAGACUUCUGGAAAGUUCUCCGCUAUUUAAGUCUACUGUACCCUUCUGAAGGGUUACGGAACAUUCUCCUCAUAUCUGACGGGCACCUCCAGAGUGAAAGCCUGACACUGCAGCUUGUGAAGAGGAACAUCCAUCACACCAGGCUGUUCACCUGUGCUGUCGGUUCUACAGCAAAUCGUCACAUCUUAAGGACCUUGUCUCAGUGUGGUGCUGGAGUAUUUGAAUAUUUUAACUCAAAAUCCAAGCAGAGUUGGAAAAAACAGAUAGAAGCCCAAAUGACCAGGAUGCAUUCCCCGAGCUGCCACUCUGUCUCCGUCAAGUGGCAGCAGCUCAGCAGAGAUGCCCCUGAGCCUCUGCAGGCUCCAGCCCGGGUGCCCUCCUUGUUUCACAAUGACAGACUCCUUGUCUACGGAUUCAUUCCCUACUGUACCCAGGCAACUCUGUGUGCACUCAUCCAAGAGAAGGAAUUUCGUACAAUGGUGUCAACUACCGAGCUUCAGAAGACAGCUGGGACUAUGAUUCAUAAGCUGGCAGCUCGAGCGCUGAUCAGAGAUUAUGAGGACGGUAUUCUCCAUGACAAUGAAACCAACCACGAGAUGAAGAAAAAAACCAUGAAGUCUCUGAUUAUUGAACUCAGUAAGGAAAAUUCUCUAAUUACACAAUUUACAAGCUUUGUGGCAGUUGAGAAAAGGGACGCUAGUGAUAUUCCUUUUGAUAAUGCCCCAAAUAUUUUGGAACUUGUUGCCAAAGAAGAUGUAGACUUUCUGCCAUACAUGAGUUGGCAGAAAAAGUACCCAGAGGCCUUCGUAACACAGGCAGAGUCUGAGUGUUCGGGACUAGAGCAGGAUGACGUCACCAACGGCAGCAGACCGCUACAGGAGCCGGAAAUAAACAUCAGAUACUUUGCAGCCGGCACUCCAUUAGGCAGGUUUGCCUCACCUGAGCCCUUCUCGGUCUCCUCUGAAGGGAAGGAGAAACAGCCCCAGCUACAUUUGGCUAAAAAACACAAAAAAAAGCUAAGGAGAAGUUUUCAAGAAGUUUCUGAAGAUUUUGAAUGCGUGACCCCAGAGCCACAGUCUCGUGCAGCAGCAGAGUCUCUCAAGGUCCACUCACAAUCGGAAGGUGUGGGCCGGCCAUUGGGUGUGAAUCAUCUGGCGUCAAAGAAAAGAGAGGGGGGAUUUAAAAGAAGUAUGUUGGCGACUAAAGCAACAUGCGGGGCUGCUCCCGUGGAUUUUUCUGCUCCUGCAGAUCUGUUCUCUUUCCUUUCUCCCUGCAGCGCCCAGUCUGCUUUGUUCUCUCCUCUCAGCGACGUUCCCAGUGCCCUUCCUCCCGCUCCCCCUCUCCCUGGUGGCACCCACUUUCCUCUCUCUCCCUCUCCCCCAGGUGCCCCCUGUCUUCCUCCCGCUCCCCCUCCCUCCGGUGUUGCUAGUCUUCCUCCUCCUACCCCUGUCCUUUUUGGCAGCCAUUUUCCUCCUCCUCACAGAAAAUUCAUCCCAGACAACUCACCUGUGUUUGGCCAAAGCCUUAAGCCUGUAGGAGGUACCAACAUCUUCCAUGAUUCGGGGUCUCCUCCCGGGCAGCUUUUCUCGGGCUUUGGCAGUGUUACUGCUUUCUCAGGUGGUUUCUCCAGUUCAAAGAAAGUUUCCCAAAGGCCCGACGAGGCAAUUCUUGGCCUUCCUCCUCUCUCCAGAGUUCUUAGCUCUGGGCAUCCCCGGAGGCCUUCACAAAGUGCCUCCCUCCCUCGGGGACCUGAGGACAGAAUCGCAGAUACCAAAAUGGAUUCAGGUGAAUCGGCUUUCUCCUUUGAGUCUCUCUUCUCAAAUCGUUCUGCCAGUGCUGCGCCAUCAGAUGGCUUACAAGGCCUGGGUUUUCAAGACAUGGUUUUGCCUGCCUCUUUCGAAGCAAAAAUAGAUGAAGCGGAAAUUGAGGAAGCAAUACGAUAUGAAGCGUGCAAGAUAGAGACUUAUGCAACAAAGGACGCUUGUGCAGAGGAAGAUGAGGAAUGUGUGGCCUUUGAAAGCUUUUCUGCAACAAAGAACGCUUGUGCAGAGGAAGAUGAGGAAUGGAUGAUCUGCGAAAGCGCUUCCGCGGAAGAAGAUGAGGGACGUGUGGUCUCUGAAAGCUUUCCUGCACCGUGGACUUCGCUCUUUGCCCUACAAACUGAGGAUGGUUUCUGGAAACUGACACCAUCACUAGGAUUUAUACUAAAACUUAAUGUAAAUAUUCUACACAAUUUUCUUGAAGAAAAAGGCAUUCGAUCUCUAGGUACAAAAGGAAGAGACUGUCUCCUAGACCUAAUUGCCACCUUGCUGGUACUGCAGUUUCUUCGAACCAGGUUGGAACAAGAAGGGAUGGUUGCCAAAUCACUGAUGAAGAUGGAUGACACCUUCAUCUCCAGGAAUAUUCCAUGGGCUCUUGAGAACAUAAAGAAAGCAAGUGAAUGGGCCAGAAAAACAGAAGGCCAGUAUCCAUCCAUCUGCCAACGGCUUGAGCUGGGUAAAGACUGGGAGUCCGCCACAAAGCAACUGCUGGGGAUGCAGCCCCACGCCAACAGCUCUCUCUACCGACUUCUACAUUGCAAUCAAGGCUGAAUUCAAUGAAAUUUCAUUUUAAGCAUUUCUCAUAUAUCUUUUUGUUGUUAUUUUUUUUUGUUUUUGUUUUGGUGUUUUGAGAUAGGGUUUCUCUGUGUGGCCCUUGCUGUCCUAGAACUCACCCAGGCUGGCCUCGAACUCACAGAAUUCUGAUUUCCUUUGUCUUUCAAGUGCUGGGAUUAAAGGUGUGGUGCACCACCACCUGACUGCCUGUUCAUAUUUCUAUGUAGAAAAUAAUCAAAUAGUAAAAGGUACUGAUAAUGACAUGUAUUAGUAGU
Molecule: messenger RNA, 5830 nt
Organism: Microtus ochrogaster (prairie vole)
Lineage: Eukaryota; Metazoa; Chordata; Mammalia; Rodentia; Cricetidae
Gene: Parp4
Product: poly(ADP-ribose) polymerase family member 4
Cellular component (GO): cytoplasm
Molecular function (GO): NAD+ poly-ADP-ribosyltransferase activity
Source: RefSeq, a predicted model, not a curated record